CGUAAUGUGGAGUAGGUGAGCCAACCUAAAUAACACUACUUUCCCACCGCUGAAACUCUUGCGGUUGGUUCUAGUCAGAUUUGAUAUAAAGUUUGUCUUAGACUGUCCCAAUGCAACUGGGGAUUUGAGAGGUUGGUGAGGUAUGCUGGCGAUGGCUUUUGCGGUUAGGCCUAAGAUAAUUUCGCUGUCAUUCUAUGUCCAAACCAGGAAAGAAGGUUUUGAACCAGUGUUUGGGAAAAGGGUUUUUGGGAUAACGGAUCGCGUUGGUACCCUGACCCUCAAGUGUACUCACGAGCGAAGCAGCAAAAGCAGCGAUGGAAAGAAAGGAGGCGUGUCUAAUUCGAAUUACGUGGUGCCGCUGGACAAUUCCUCUCCUUUCUCCAACUCAUCCUGCAUAACUCGUCCUUUAGCCGAGAUACUCCGAGACCUCAAUAAAAGAAUCCCCGAUACUAUCGUCAAAGCUCGUGUCCCUGGAGACCCUUCUGCUUCCACCUUCAUCCCCUGGUAUCAUGCCAACAGGAUGUUGAGCUUCUACGCCCCAGGAUGGUGUGGAGAGAUACGCGAUGUCAUUUUCUCUGACAAUGGCAGUGUAACUGUGGUAUACCGUCUUACUGUGCGGGGAUCUGAUGGAGAGGCCUAUCGUGAGUCAACUGGUACAAUAUCACCCAAUGAUGUCUCCAUUGGUGAUCCAGUUUCAGCUGCCGAGGAAAUUGCUUUCUGCAAAGCUUGUGCCCGGUUUGGUCUUGGCUUGUAUUUGUAUCAUGAAGAUAAAAUGAGCCGCAUGUAAGCUUCAAAUUUUUUGUUUUGGUUGGAUGUGAUGUUGUAUUGUUUUCUUCUCAUUGAUGUGAAUAGAAGUAGACAAUAGGUGGCUGCUGUUAGGUACUCAUUAUAAACUGUCAAGUAUUGUGGAAAACUUGAAGCCGUAUCUUUUGUUUUUAUUGCUCAUGUGAAAUCAAGUUUCUUUUAUUGCUCAGGUA
Messenger RNA from Cajanus cajan (pigeon pea), 977 nucleotides. It is a transcript of the gene RAD52-2, whose product is annotated as cobalt ion-binding protein. NCBI's taxonomy places the organism in Eukaryota, Viridiplantae, Streptophyta, Magnoliopsida, Fabales, Fabaceae. Gene Ontology annotation, biological process: double-strand break repair via homologous recombination. The record is from RefSeq and is a predicted model, not a curated record. Gene Ontology annotation, molecular function: DNA binding.